CGCUAUAAAUGGGAGCCUUCGAUCGUCUGAGGUAACUGAUUCAAGAACGAAAUUGACAGCACAGAGGCUCAGCCGGAAAGAAGACGGUAGAGCUGAGAGCAAAGCAGUCUGCAGUCUGAUACAGUGAGAGUACCCGAGGGCUGUCGGAAACGGGUCAGAGAUCGAGGCUUUUCGCUUGUACCGUCAUGAGGUCGACGUGGUUCCUACUGCUGGUCUCUCUCACUCUUCACAACAGAUCGGGGGUAGCGGACAAACGCACGGCGGCAGAAGAACUGCUGGAAAGAGCAGCGGAAUCGCAAAACGAGCGGUUUCAAGGAGCCGAGACUGCUCUGAUUCGCUCCUUGCUGAUGGAGAUGCAGCAAGAGCCGAAUGCUCACGACGCCGAUGGAUUCUUCAUGCAACAGCAAAUGGAAUUCGAGAAACGACAGCACCCAGGAAAACGAGAGGAGGUGGAAUACGGUUACCCGGCGGUAGAGAAACAACAGCGCCCAAGGAAACGAGAGGAGGUGGAAUACGGUUACCCGGUGGUAGAGAAACAACAGCACCCAGGAAAACGAGAGGAGGUGGAAUACGGUUACCCGGUGGUAGAGAAACGACAGCGCCCAGGAAAACGAGAGGAGGUGGAAUACGGUUACCCGGUGGUAGAGAAACAACAGCGCCCAGGAAAACGAGAGGAGGUGGAAGACGGUUAUCCGGUGGUAGAGAAACAACAGCGCCCAGGAAAACGAGAGGAGGUGGAAGACGGUUACCCGGCGGUAGAGAAACGACAGCGCCCAGGAAAACGAGAGGAGGUGGAAUACGGUUACCCGGCGGUAGAGAAACAACAGCGCCCAGGAAAACGAGAGGAGGUGGAAUACAAUAACCUGGCGGUAGAGAAACGACAGCACCCAGGAAAACGAGAGGAGGUGGAAUACGGUUACCCGGUGGUAGAGAAACAACAGCGCCCAGGAAAACGAGAGGAGGUGGAAUACAAUAACCUGGCGGUAGAGAAACAACAGCACCCAGGAAAACGAGAGGAGGUGGAAUACAAUAACCUGGCGGUAGAGAAACGACAGCACCCAGGAAAACGAGAGGAGGUGGAAUACGGUUACCCGGCGGUAGAGAAACAACAGCACCCAGGAAAACGAGAGGAGGUGGAAGAUGGUUACCUGGCGGUCGAGAAACAACAGCGCCCAGGAAAACGAGAGGAGGUGGAAUACAAUAACCUGGCGGUAGAGAAACGACAGCACCCAGGAAAACGAGAGGAGGUGGAAUACGGUUACCCGGUGGUAGAGAAACAACAGCGCCCAGGAAAACGAGAGGAGGUGGAAUACGGUUACUCGGCAGUAGAGAAACGACAGCGCCCAGGAAAACGAGAGGAGGUGGAAUACGGUUACCCGGUGGUAGAGAAACAACAGCGCCCAGGAAAACGAGAGGAGGUGGAAUACAAUAACCUGGCGGUAGAGAAACGACAGCACCCAGGAAAACGAGAGGAGGUGGAAUACGGUUACCCGGUGGUAGAGAAACAACAGCGCCCAGGAAAACGAGAGGAGGUGGAAUACAAUAACCUGGCGGUAGAGAAACAACAGCACCCAGGAAAGCGAGAGGAGGUGGAAGACGGUUACCUGGCGGUAGAGAAACAACAGCGCCCAGGAAAACGAGAGGAGGUGGAAUACGAUAACCUGGCGGUAGAGAAAAUACAGUCCCAAGGAACGAGAGGCAUGGAUAGAUCUUCCUCCUCCUCGGCCCUAUUGAAACGACAACACCCGGGCAAGAGGUUCCUGGUUUACGUCUAGGGCCAACAACCUGGCGGGGCGUCCGGAAGACUGGCAGAGAAUUCUUCCCCUGAGAUCUUCAGGACCCUGUAACUUGUAGUACAGCGAACUACUUGGUGACACGAGUAAUACUGACAUGAAGGGACAUCAGCCGGGAGGGGAUGUGUUUCAUAUGGAAAACCUGGAGGACGAGAUUGCGAUGUUUAAAUGUUGUAAAGUAAUUUUAUGCACCCUAAAUUCUUAUAAACCUCUGUGUCCCGAGCAAAAAUGUGUUUGAAGUGU
Molecule: messenger RNA, 2036 nt
Organism: Mobula hypostoma (lesser devil ray)
Lineage: Eukaryota; Metazoa; Chordata; Chondrichthyes; Myliobatiformes; Myliobatidae
Gene: trh
Product: thyrotropin-releasing hormone
Exons: 3
Coding region: 186-1775 (529 amino acids)
Biological process (GO): negative regulation of glutamate secretion; histamine metabolic process; positive regulation of gamma-aminobutyric acid secretion
Cellular component (GO): secretory granule; extracellular region
Molecular function (GO): thyrotropin-releasing hormone activity
Source: RefSeq, a predicted model, not a curated record